Molecule: messenger RNA, 642 nt
Organism: Rosa chinensis
Lineage: Eukaryota; Viridiplantae; Streptophyta; Magnoliopsida; Rosales; Rosaceae
Exons: 2
Coding region: 1-642 (213 amino acids)
Biological process (GO): DNA integration
Molecular function (GO): nucleic acid binding
Source: RefSeq, a predicted model, not a curated record
AUGGGAGGUCCUGUCGAGCAACUUGUCAACGAUUUCGGCAUCCAGUUCAUCCACAGCACUCCAUAUUAUGCUCAGUCCAAUGGUCAAGCGGAAGCUAGCAACAAGAUUAUUAUUUCCUUGCUAAAGAAGAUGCUGGUAGAAAACCCUCGACAGUGGCACGAUACUUUGUAUGAGACGCUUUGGGCUUAUCGCACGUCCAAGAGGAAUCCCACCGCUACGACACCUUAUGCACUCAUGUUUGGCCAUGACGCUGUUUUACCCCUAGAAAUCAACGUUCAUUCCUUACGCGUACAAGAGCAACAUCACUUGAUCGGUGAAGAUUACGUCCAGAAACAGCAUAUUGCCCGCGCCUAUGAUAAGAGGACGCGUGGUCGUAGUUAUAAAGAAGGAGACCUUGUUUGGAAAGCUAUUUUGCCCUUUGGUGAGAAAUUAACCGGCCGCGGUAAGUGGACUCCGGAAUGGGAGGGACCCUUUGCUGUUCACCGUAUCAUGGAACGCAGAGCUUUUCACCUCAAAGACUUGGAUGGCGAUAUCCAUCGCAACCCCAUGAACGGGCGGUUUUUGAAGAAAUACUACCCUAGUGUUUGGGAGUUCGAAGAUCCACCUGACCAACCUUUUUCCCAGACAGGGGGGCAAACAUAA